AUUUCUUAUUCUUCUUCUUCCGAUUCGCAUUUUCCGAUCGCUUCGCCGUCGCAGAAAUGACCAAGUUCAGGAAGCUCGGCCGCCCAGCUGGUCAUCGUAUGUCCAUGCUCAGGACUAUGGUUUCUCAAUUGGUGAAACACGAGCGAAUUGAGACCACUGUUGCGAAGGCUAAAGAAGUCCGUCGUCUUGCUGAUAAUAUGGUUCAACUUGGAAAAGAGGGCUCACUCGCUGCAGCAAGACGAGCUGCUGGGUUUGUUAGAGGAGAUGAUGUACUUCACAAGAUUUUUACAGAAUUGGCUUAUCGAUACAAAGAUAGAGCUGGUGGAUACACAAGAAUGCUUCGUACUCGCAUACGUGUUGGUGAUGCUGCACCAAUGGCCUAUAUCGAGUUUAUUGAUAGAGAGAACGAGCUAAGACAAUCAAAACCAGCAACACCUCAACCUCCACCUCGAGUGCCACUUGAUCCAUGGGCUAGAUCCCGUCUCACCAGGCAAUAUGCUCCACCAAAGGAGGAGAAAAGUUGGGAUUCCGACCUAUAAAUAUAAGAUCUCUCUCGCUCUCUCACACCAAAAGAUCAUGUUUUGUUCCCCUUGCCCUGUUGCCCAUGUUGUUUCUCUUUCUACCCAUAGCUUUGUGUGUCUGUCACCUUAUUCAUCAAUGUCAUUCACAAUAUGUGUUUGACACAUGGUAAAACAUAACAAAGUCAUUUACUUUUAACCCUUUGAAACAGUUUAAAUGUAGUUUCCUUGAAGCAUCAAGCAUUUUUACCCAUUUCCUUAAAAGGAACACUUAUAAAGUUCUUCUCAUU
This is a messenger RNA of Arabidopsis lyrata subsp. lyrata, 808 nucleotides long. Its product is annotated as 50S ribosomal protein L17. The transcript is spliced from 6 exons. Gene Ontology annotation, molecular function: structural constituent of ribosome. Gene Ontology annotation, cellular component: ribosome; large ribosomal subunit. Gene Ontology annotation, biological process: translation. The coding region runs from base 57 to 539 and encodes 160 amino acids. The record is from RefSeq and is a predicted model, not a curated record. Lineage: Eukaryota; Viridiplantae; Streptophyta; Magnoliopsida; Brassicales; Brassicaceae.